AUGGCUUUGAUCUACGCUUUUUUUUCUUUUUACGAUCUGGUUGAUCUGGCUUCAUCUUUUUAUGUCGAUCGUGUCGCUCUUUUCGUAGGAUUCGCUGUUUGUGACUGUGAUGCUCAAUUAUUAUAUGAUGUUUGGGAUACCCCAGAAGAAGAUGUCCGAACAUUGAAUGAUAAAUUUUUGGAUGCCGCCUCCCAAGUUAAGAAUGGAAAUCCUAUCACGCAAGUCUCAAAUAACGAUGAACCUGAUCCGAUUGAUCAAGAUUAA
Molecule: messenger RNA, 264 nt
Organism: Racocetra fulgida
Lineage: Eukaryota; Fungi; Glomeromycota; Glomeromycetes; Diversisporales; Gigasporaceae
Source: the annotation of a GenBank genome assembly